UGGUAGAGCCAGGUGAAGACGCUUCUACCUUUUUCUUGCGACCAGUCAUCCUGCUGCUGGUGCUCGGGCGGCGAGUGUCUCUGCCAUGCUGCUGCCUCUGUUGUUGCUGCUGGCGGCGCCCGUCCGCGGGGUUGCCACGGCCAAAAAUGCCGACAAGGGUGCCAAGCAAAUGAGGGAGCAGGUGCCCUUAAAUUCGCCCAGCUACUCGCUCAUCCACAUGGACCUCAGCACCGGCACGGACAUAGGAGGAUGCUUCGAGCGAGUUGCCAUAGGAAGACGACUGGCCGAAGUUUCCAUUUCGGUGCCUUUGACCAUGCUGACUUCAUGCGAGAAAAAGUGCUACGAGAACAACGACUGCCGCGCCUUCAGUUUCGGAAUGGGCCGGCACGGUAACGGCACGUGCGAGAUGCAAGUGAGGAACUCAGCCGAAAAGGCCGAUCAGCGGCGGGGCAGACGGCCGCGCAAGCUGGAAACCACCCAGCAGCCUGAGGACCCCGACUACGACCUUUUCGAAAGGAAACCCGAGUGCGACACGCCGUCUGACUCGCAGCACCCACCUGGGGAAGGAGUAACGAUGGUCCCGCCUUUCCUUGGCAAUGUGGACAACAUGGGUCACGGCCAAGGCCACGAGGACAACAACAGGCCCGGACAGGGCGCACAAGCAGGCUGCUUCCGCCGUUUGUUUUCUGGCAAAAAGGUGGCCCCUCACUCGAUUAGACGUUCAAUGCCAGUUCGCUCAGUCCAGGAGUGUGAGCAUGCUUGUUUGGGAGAAAAACAAUUUUUGUGCGAAGGUUUCAAUUUAAGAGUUGACAACCACGGUUUCGGGCGCGGGAGUUGUGAGCUGACCGACGUGACCUCCAACAAACUCGGCGACAGUCUUUUGAAAAAUUUCGUUGACGACUACGAAUUCAGCUUCUACGAGAGACAGGGUGGCUCCCCGCAAUGCGGCCCAGCUUCCUCUUCGUCCCACGGUGGUGGCAACUCUUACUCUGGCACCGCAACGUUUGUGCCCUCUCAGGGUCCUCCUGGCGGAUACAACAAUGGCAACGGUUUCCCCCCGAAUCAACGCCCACCGUCGUAUCCGUUUGGGCAACCUCCUGGCAAACCGCAAGGUCCUUAUGGCAGACCAGGGCAGGGCAAUUAUGGUCCUGGACCUGGGUCAAAUAAUUUCGGACCGCGACCCCAAGGACCUGGACCAAAUAAUUACGGGCCUGGACCAAACAGUUUCGGACCUGGACCAAAUAAUAAUUUCGGGUCUGGACCUAACAGUUAUGGACCGGGACCUAACAAUUUCGGACCUGGACCAAACAGACCAGGACCCAGCAACUUUGGCCCGGGCCCAAAUAGCUACCUCCCUGGAAACAAUUUCGUUGAGAACCCCUACAGAAAUAGUGGUGGAGGUGGUAACUGGCAGCAAUUCUCUUCAUCAUCGUAUGGAAACAACCGGCCUCAUGAGCAGGGUCCAAUUAGUCCUGGAUCAAACUAUAACCAGGGGCAAGGAGGGUGGAACAAUAAUCAAAAUACUGUAGGUUUUUACGGGCCGGCUGGUAAUAACUAUGGAGGAAACGGAGGCAAUUUCAACAGACCGCUGCCUCCGCCACCACCUCCACCUGGCUAUGGUCCAAACAGGCCCCCUCCCAAUGGCCCACCAAUAAGUGGUCCUUGGAACUCUAAUGAUGACGAGUGUUUCGCGAGGGUUUGGAGCGGCCAGCGCCUUGACAAGCUGGCCAUCAGAGGUUCAUCCAGCCAUCCUUCGAUGGGAGGCUGCCAGCUCGAAUGCUUGCAAGCCAAAGACUUUGUAUGCCGCGCCUACAGCUAUCGCCACGGGCCCCCUGGAUCCCCUGGCGACUCGUGCAUUCUGUCCGACCGGCCGAUGCCAGAGUUACAUCCGCGAGAGGGCCUCGUGCCAGACAACGAUUUUGAAACCUAUGAGCGAAUCCUGAGCGGAAGAGGGUGCGAACACAUUGCCCCUUUCCCUUCGUCCACCCCUUGGCAAGUGCCAGUGCCCACCCCUGGAGAGUCUCCUAUAAAGGGCGGAAACGACAAUGACCCGCUGCCACCCCUGCUGGCUACGCAGCUGCCUGGAGUUCAGGACAGGCCAAAUUCGCUAUCGCAAACGGCACAAGAUUGUUACGCCGAAUACUGGCCAUCCGCGCGUCUCUCGCCUAACGUCGUCACGGUGGCCACACACGCGCCUACUCUGACCGAGUGCUUAUCAAGAUGUACCAAUUCGCAGCAAAAAUGGAAAACGCCAUGCCGAUCCCUGGCUUACAGACAUGGAGUUCAUGACCACAAUUGUCUUUUGAGCGAGCUUGCUCAGAGGGAUCUGCGACCAAACUCUGAUUUCGUGCACGAUGAAGACAAGUCCAUUGGAGAUGGCUGGCGAUUGAUGGCCUGGGACUGGUCGGACGAGCGCUGUCGAGUUCCAGGUUACGGAGGUUCGACCAGUUUGAAUACUUGGGAUGCAGAUAGGGACAAAAACAAUUGGAACCAGAGACCUGCAGGGGGCUAUGGCAGCACCGCGCCACCAUCCAGCUUCAGCACCAGUUUUGGCGGAGGAUCCGGCUACGGCGGCUCCAGUAUUCCCCCACCGCCACCCACCUACAGCACUGGUAGCAGCUACUUUGGCAGCAACCAACUUGGCGGCUCCGGCGGGGACGCAAUGGCGUUUACCGUCAGCGGCAAGCCAUGCGCGGCAGGGCACGUGUGCACCAUGAACCCUGGCGCGGAGUUCUGGUCGUGUCCCUUGGACUCAAACCACGGGAAGGACUGGGAUUACUGCUGCAGCCCCACCCACAGGUGCGGAUACUCGGAAGGAAUGCAAAUGCCAUGGUGUUACGUUGGACUGUCCAAGCUGCAGUGGAGACCUUGCAGCGAAAGGUAUUGGCCGUACCAAAACAGCAGAAUGGACGACCGGGAGGGACGUUUCCUGCCGGUUGCCUAUCUCCAUAAAUCAGGGCCGCCGGGCUCUGAGGAAUUGCAUACAAACAGAAACCAAACGACACUGAAUGCCUCUCACAGUGAUAACGUGACGUACGAAAGAAUAAAUGAGAGGUGGCCGCAACAAAAUGAAACGCUAAUUUCAUCGGCAACCAACAGCACAGAACAAACAUCAACCACGACAGCAAAGACAACUGAGGCCAACAAAGACCAAGAUGACUCCAUGGAAAUGAUUCCUGUUAAUUUGACAGUUGUAGAGGCUGAAAUUUAAGCAUAUUGCUUAUUGGACUCUUCAUUAGUGUAGUUUGUUUAAUUUUAAGAUAAAAUUGGAGAAACAUGUUCCAAAUUACUGCAAAUGUAAUUGCGAGCAUUUCUUAAAGAGGCGGUAGAAGGAUUCAACUUUCAAGCAAGAAAGUUCUCUCCAUCACAAUCUCUGUACAAACAUGCAAGAUGAAAGACUAGUUUCUCUUAUGUAUUUAUGACAAAAAUAAAUUUAUCCAAUAAGCUUG
Molecule: messenger RNA, 3449 nt
Organism: Cloeon dipterum
Lineage: Eukaryota; Metazoa; Arthropoda; Insecta; Ephemeroptera; Baetidae
Exons: 12
Coding region: 86-3211 (1041 amino acids)
Source: RefSeq, a predicted model, not a curated record